UUUCCUUCCUUUUUCUUUCUCUUCCCUCCCAUUUCUCUCUCCUCUCUCUUUCUCUCUCUGGAUCUCUGAUCUAGUUGUCUGAUCAUCUUCUCCAUCAGAAUUCAGCUUCUCCUCUAAGUUUUUGCUUCUACAUCUAGUGGGUUGAUUCUCACUUGUUCUUUGAACAUAGAUCUAUUGUCUAUAUUGAUAUAUAUUACCAGCUAACUUUCAAGGCACAAACAUAUAUAUAUAUAGAGAGAGAGAGAGGGAGAGAGAGAUCGAAUAGUUAUUAGAGAAGUGAUCGAGAAGAUGACUACUACAGGUAAUUUAGCAGGGCAGUUUGGGGACACAACCUAUACCAAGGUGUUUGUUGGGGGCUUGGCUUGGGAGACUCAGAAGGAGACCAUGAAGAAGUACUUUGAGCAGUUUGGUGAGAUCUUGGAGGCUGUUGUGAUCACUGAUAAGACCACCGGAAGAUCCAAAGGCUAUGGAUUUGUAACUUUUCGGGAACCGGAUGCCGCCAUGAGAGCUUGUGUUGAUGCUGCUCCUGUAAUUGAUGGGAGGAGGGCCAAUUGCAAUCUUGCUUCUUUGGGUGUUCAAAGAUCUAAACCUUCUACUCCAAAACAUGCAGGAGGAGGAGGAGGCAGGAACUUGAGAGUAAUGAGCUCUUUUCAGACAGGGUUUCAAAGUGGAGUGGGAACAGCUUUUCCAUCAGCAACAACCUUCCCUCAUUAUGCCAUCCAACAAGGGAUACCCUAUAAUGUCUAUGGUUUCAGGUACUCUCCAUACUCACCAGAUUACUCUUAUCCUACGAGUUACUACAGUGUGUAUGGAGGGGCAGCUGCCCAGUAUCCGAUGUACGGAGCGGGGGCUGGCGGGAUGAUGACCAGUGCAGCCGCGGCGGCCGCAUUCUAUCCGUAUCUAAACUUUGGGGAAGGGAGUGGCGGAGCCACCAACUACACUGCAGCUGCCGGGCAGGGCUACGCGGUCCAGUAUCCACACCACCUCUCCCACUAUUCCGCUGUGAACUCAACCGGAGGCUACCCGAACCAGUAUGGUCCUGUCAUGUCUCUUGCACCAACACCUCCACUGCAUUCAGUUUGUUUUGCUGUGCCACAGGCGUGACCAUGGCUCUACAUGCACCAAUUCCUCAUCGUUAAGAGAUUCAUUGCAAUCUGCUUCGCUACUCUAUUCGAGGUUUCUCAACAACCUUGUGGCCUAACCAUGGUUCUCUCUCUCUCUUCUCUCUCUCUUUCUCUCUCUCUCUCUCUGUCUCUCUCUGAGGCCCAUGCAUGGCAUUUUGGGCAAAUUCCCAAUACAUUCCAGCUCCCCAUAGGAGCUAAAAUCACGUCGAAAAGUGGAGGAGAAUUAUGAAGCAAUCAAUCUUCCUCAUUUCUCUUCUCUUGGAAGGAAAGGUUCCAACAAGAGAAGAAGGAAAAAAAAGCAUGUGCAUCUCAUCACCAACUCAGGCUACCCAAUGAGCUAUGUUGGUACCACAAUGCCCUCUAACUUUUUUAGCCUUGGAAAGGCUAAUCAAAUCAUCUUUUUUUUUUUUUUUUUUUUUUGAAACUUUUAAUUAGCCCAAAAAAGGCUAAGAGAAGAAAAAAAAAAAAAUAUCAUAAUUGUAACAUGGGCUUGCCAGAAAAUGUAAAUGCAACAACAAAUUUCAAGCCUUUUUUCAACUCAUAAUCAGCUAAUCCCUCCAAGUAGUUAAUUUAGCUAAUUAAUCACCUCUAUAUAUACAUGUUGUAUGGAGGCAAUAUUAGCAAAUUAAUCAUGGGGCAUGGGACACCCAAGUUUUUUUUGUACUAACAUAAACCCUAGUCUUAGGAUUUUAAAACUGUUGACUAGUGAAAUGUUUUUUUGAAAGUUUUAUUGAUUUCACUUUCUCACAUAAUCUUUCCCUUGGGGUAAGGGGAGAAAAUGUUACUGAUUGUUGGUAGCUGUGUUUUUUUUUUUUACUUUGUAAAUCAAAUAGUGUGGUUAAACUUUGGGAGUUUUUACCACAGUUGACUGAAUUGAUAGGAGGGAUGGUGUUUAUUUUUUGCAUUUAGGUGUAGCUUUAGUUGUAGGGUUGACAAACAUUUAGUUAGGAACUCCACUAAAUGGCUGUGGAGGUCAAAUGCAUCAGAGGUUACCCUAGGGAGAUAUUUUGGGAACUCUUGGGUACUUCUCCUCUAAUUCACAUCAACCAUGGUUAGGACUCAGGUCAUCCUCUCUCUCUCUCUAUUUUCUCUCUCUCUCUCUCUCUCUCUCUCUCUCCUUUUUCUUUCUCUCUCUUAAACUUCUUCUACUUUGAGAAGGACAUUGAUACUCUCUUUAUAUGUAUAAGCCUAUGGUUUGGAUUGUCAGUAGGAUUAAUGCUGUUAAAAGCAAGAGUAAUUCUCCAUCCAUACUGGUUGAGAAUGGAUACUCUACUUACUAUUAUGUUGCUCAAGUAAAUUAGAGACUUCUUUGCUUAAUUUUGCUAA
Molecule: messenger RNA, 2450 nt
Organism: Cornus florida
Lineage: Eukaryota; Viridiplantae; Streptophyta; Magnoliopsida; Cornales; Cornaceae
Exons: 6
Coding region: 289-1104 (271 amino acids)
Molecular function (GO): RNA binding
Source: RefSeq, a predicted model, not a curated record